AUGGAAGUAAAUAACAAAACGUUCUGGUGGCUGAAGCCUGGGAAUGUCCUCAACAAAGAAGACAGCACAAAUCACAAACUAGAUCUGAAUUCUACCUCAUCAGUAUCGGAAAUAGAAGAUAAUAAUAGUAACUUAGAUGCCAAUGUAGACAUAGGUAGCAUUAUCGAGGAGAUAAACAGAGUGGCGGCUCAAAGCCCUCUUGGACCGUACGAAAAGUCAUUAGGCGACAGGAGUGUCGAUGAUUUGAUGAAAGAAGCGGAGAAGAUUUACUACGAGAGCUCGAAGAGCUUCGAACAGUUGAGCCAACGGAGCAAAACCUCACAGAAUUUGUCCGAAUUGUUAUCAAACCUAUCCAGAGAUUCCACGCCCACUCCCAAAAGCGUAAGCCCUUUACCAAUGGAUCCUAUCCCACAAGAUUUAAGCAUGUCCGAUGAUGAUUACACUGAGGAUUUCUCCGAAGAAAGCAAAAUCGAAUCUCCUAGUAAUAUAAUUUUCAAACCGGUAGAUUUAAUUAAUAAUAAAGAAGAUAAUAUAAUCCAGUUUGACAAUAAAGAGAAUAUCGAUACCAAAAAAAGUAGCAGAAACGAUAUUUCUAAUCAAAGCGUUUUAAAUUUAUCGAAAUCACAAUCACUUAAUAUUAUAAACAGUGUAACGAGUCCUUCUAAAGGUCUGGUGAAAAGCCAAUCAGAAUUAUGCAGUUUGGAAAACAAUGCACGUAAACCAAUUACUCCACAAUACGAACAACUAGAAGAAAAUCAAGAAAUCGAAAUGAAACAAACUUUGGUGGAAAAUUUGGUCAAAACUAACGAAGAUUUAAAACUAGAACUGCAACAAAUUAAACUCGAACUACAAAAGUCCCAAAUUACAUUAGAAAAAACGAAAGCUGUCUCGUCCAAAGCCACUUCUUUACAAACAAACCAAAAAUUAGAACGAGUCCUGGAGGAUUUGAAGGAUUCGAGAGAAAAAAACACGUCCUUGCAACUCCAAUUAGACACGGUCAACAAAAGCCACCAGCUGUUAAAAUCCUCGUACGAUGAUCUACUUCAAUCGAACAAGAAUUUAGAGCGGCGCGUCAUAGAACUGGAUUCCAGUUUGGACAAAUACAAAAACGAGAUUCUCACUCUGCAACAGCUCAAAGACAAACUAAUCGAAAACGAAGCAAACCUCCACAAAUUGCUCGAGAUGGAAAAACAGCAAAACAAGAACGUGAAAGUGCAAAACGAGAAGGACUCCAAAUGCAUACAGGACCUCAACAGGCAAAUCAAAGAGAUGGAAAGGAUUAUAGCCAGGAAACAUCCGGAUUCCGUAUCGGCUCUGAUCGUAGCCGCAAAAGAGAAUACUACUGACACCAGUCUAACAGCCAGGAAAAUCUUGGAGGACAGAAUCAAAUCCCUCGAGCAGGAGCAGCAGCUGAGAGAAACCCAAUCUUCCAAAGUCUUCAUGGACAUACAGGAGAAAUUCGGCCAAGUCAAGGCGAAGUACGAAAAUCACAUCGAAGACUUGGAACUGCACGUGAAAGAUCUGAAGCAGCAGCUGAAAAGAAGGGUCGAUACUUUCGAUGUGUACACGCAAACCGUCACGGAUGAUAAGACGAUACCGCAGAAGGAAACUUUUACCAUUUUUACACAAACUGAUCCCCCGGUUCCAUCGAAAACCCACAAAAUCGCGGCGCCGAAGAAGCACGAGAAACCGGAAGAUAUUCAUUUGAUAGCCACCAUUCGAGGCCUUCAAACCGAUCUCUCCAACAAGGAAAAAACCAUCAACAAGCUCCACAAAGAAAUAGACGAUUUGAAAAAGACCAACAGGAAGUUACAGAAAGAAAGAGAAGGCAGCCUCAAAAAUCUAGUAGAUAAAAAAGAGUGGAAAAGCUUUCCCGAUAAACUAUCGCUGCAAGUGCGAUCAAACAGCUGCAGUUCCGAGAAGGAUUUCCAGAAAGAAGAGAAACUCGCCAAUUUACGAAGCGACCGGGAUAAUCUAAAAUUGCAAUUGAAUAAAUUACAAGACGAUUAUCAUAAUUUGCAAGAAAGGAGAAUACAAGAUUUAACAGCGUUACAAGAAGCACACGAACAAGAAAUGGCCAAUUACGUUGCGGGCAUUUCGCCCUUACGGGAACAAUUGGACAUUCACAAAACGUCCAUUACUACUCUACAGUCCCAAUUGGCUUCGACCAAAGAAGAAUUGGCUCUGCUUAGGAUCGAAAGGGAUCAAUUGGGCAAUAAAUUGGACAAUUCCGCAGACGCCGAAGGCAAUAAAUCGAUAAUACAGAAGAUUGGUUAUUUGGAGAAGCAGUACAUUGAUCGAGAGUGCCGUUUGCGAGCGAUGAUUCAAAAUUUGGCGCAGAAAAAUGUGGAUAACAGAAAUUGCGAACAGUGCUCGGAAAGGCAACAACAACUGAUCAGUUAUAAACAGGAACUGGAUAAAAUAAUACCGUCCCUACAAGCGUUGCAAUAA
This is a messenger RNA of Phyllotreta striolata, 2451 nucleotides long. The record is from the annotation of a GenBank genome assembly. Lineage: Eukaryota; Metazoa; Arthropoda; Insecta; Coleoptera; Chrysomelidae.